Molecule: messenger RNA, 1887 nt
Organism: Rotaria socialis
Lineage: Eukaryota; Metazoa; Rotifera; Eurotatoria; Philodinida; Philodinidae
Source: the annotation of a GenBank genome assembly
AUGAAUUUUCUAAAACAAUUUUUUGAAUUCACUCGUCCCGGAAACAAUAAUAUUUCUGGUCAAUGUAAACUUUGUGGAAAACUCUAUGCGGACAAAUUGAAGUCAACGGGAAAUUUUCAUAAACAUCUUAAACGUAAACAUACCAAACAAUAUGAAGAGUCAAAAUUUUCGGAUUCUAUUCCACCUAAAACUGACACGAAUGAUUAUUCAGAAAAUUUAACAAGUAACGUCAUCAAAAUCAAUCAAGUUAUGUUAGAAGAAUUAAUUGUGAAGUCUCCGAAGUGGAAACCUGCCUCUGCGCGACACUUUACAAAAACAUUAUUGCCAUCAUUGUUGAAUGAUGUUCAAGAUAAAAUAAAAAACUUGCUUGAUAAUGUCGAUCAUCUAUGCAUAACGGUCGAUGUUUGGACCGACAGAAGAGGAAGAUCUUUUGUUGGUGUUACUGGACACUUUCUUGAUUUAGAAUAUGUUCCACAAGCUCUUCUUCUUGAUUUUUUACGUUUGAAGGGACCACAUACUGGAGAAAAUAUUCAAAAUAUCACCAUACAAAUUCUCGACAAUAUGAAGAUAAAAGGAAAAGUGUACCGAAUUAUAACUGACAAUGCCUCUUCGAUGAUAAAAGCAUACAAGUUUGGUUUGAGUGUUACCGAUGUUGAUUAUACAAUUCAAGAUGACAACAAACAACAACAAGAUGAUGAUUAUGAUGGUCUGAGUGAAUGGUUAUUAGUGGACUGGUGUGAAAAUAACAACGAUUUGUUUGACAAAGGAGAUGAUCCUGCAAAACGAUUAUCCUGUUUUGCACACAGUCUUCAAUUGACUAUUAGAGAUGGAUUAAAAUACACACCUUAUUUAUCUAAGUCAUUAUCAAAAUGCAUCAAGUUAGCUCGACGAUCUCACAAAUCAACUAAAGUAGCUGAUAUUUUAGAUGAUAUUGGAAAAACAAUAAAUAAGUCUAAUAUGACACGCUGGAGUUCUGAAUAUCUUCUUAUUAAAUCUAUUAUCGGAUUAGGGAGAAAAUCAAUUGACGAAAUUACUGAUGUUAUCGAUGAUAAUGGAGUGAAAUUUAGCAACGAUGAUUUUGUUAUACUGCAAGAGGCAGUUCAAAUAUUAGAACCAUUUGCUGAAAUAACUUCUCGAAUCCAAUCCGAAUCAGUUGUUACUGCUAGUCUUGUAGUUCCAUCGGUGGUACAUAUUAUUGAUCAUUUGAAGAAUAUCAAGCCAAAUAUUUCAUUUCUGAAAAAAAUGUGUUUACAACUUGAACAGGCCACCAAUGAACGAUUCUCUGGUAUUGUUAAACGUUUAUCUCAGCAAAUUGUUUAUAAAGAUGAUCCUUUUUCGGAUCCAAUUUAUUUCGUUUGUACUGUAUUAGAUCCUGAAUUUAAAUUAUUUUGGCUUAUUCAAAUGAAUUAUACGCCAAUAUUAGAAUCACAAAUGAAACAACAUUUAAUUCAGAUGAUAUUGAAUGAAUGUGAAAAGAGCAUUGAUAUAUCAUUUGAUAAUUUAGAAUCGUCAUUAUCUUCUUCAACAUUGAUAACAAAUAGUCACACGACACAAUCUGUUGAUGCCUCCAUACUUAAAAAGCGGAAACUCUUUCAAUAUGAUGAGCGUUUUAAUUCAUCAUUUGGUUCAACAAUAACUCCCAUAAAUGAAAUCAAUGUAUAUAUCAAUGAUCCAAUACGAUCGAGAUUUUCAUUAUACUGGGAAAAUUCGGAUUUAUGUGGUUUAAAAGGUAUAGUUAAACGUGCAUUCUCAGUACAAGCAACAUCGGCACCUAUUGAACGCGUCUUCAGUCAAGCAGGUAUUAUUAUGUCACCACGACGAACAUCUAUGAGUGAAGAAGUAUUUAAAAGUUUGGUAUUCUUACGUGUGAACCAGAACAUGAUUUAA